This is a messenger RNA of Leptonychotes weddellii (Weddell seal), 4957 nucleotides long. The record is from RefSeq and is a predicted model, not a curated record. Lineage: Eukaryota; Metazoa; Chordata; Mammalia; Carnivora; Phocidae.
AUGGACUUUUCUAGUAGAGAUAAAUUUAAGAGAUUAAGCUUUUACAUAUCUUUAACAUCUUUUAACACUCUUAAUCCUAUAGCUUCAAGCACAAAUGCCAGCCUGAUAUCCACUUCAUCUACAAUUGCCAAUAUUCCAGCAGCAGCAGUUUCCAGCAUCUCAAACCAGGACUAUCCCACCUAUACUAUCCUUGGUCAGAGUCAGUACCAGACUUGCUACCCCAGCUCCAGCUUUGGAGGCACAGGCCAGACUAACAGUGACACUGAGAGUACCACAUUAGCGGCAGCCACAUACCAGACCGAGAAGCCUAGUGUCAUGGGACCUGGACCUACAGCACAGAGACUUUCCUCGGGAGACCCUUCUUCAAGUCCUUCUUUGUCCCAAACUACACCAAAUAAAGAUGCUGAUGACCAGUCCAGAAAAAACAUGACUGGCAAGAACCGAGGCAAGAGGAAAGCUGAUGCCAGCUCUUCCCAGGACAGUGAAUUGGAACGGGUAUUUCUGUGGGACUUGGAUGAAACCAUCAUCAUCUUUCACUCCCUUCUUACUGGAUCCUAUGCUCAGAAAUAUGGAAAGGAUCCAACAGUAGUGAUUGGCUCAGGUUUAACAAUGGAAGAGAUGAUUUUUGAAGUGGCUGAUACACAUCUAUUUUUCAAUGACUUAGAGGAGUGUGACCAGGUGCACGUGGAAGAUGUGGCUUCUGAUGACAAUGGCCAGGACUUGAGCAACUACAGUUUCUCAACAGAUGGUUUCAGUGGGUCAGGAGGCGGUGGCAGCCAUGGUUCCUCUGUGGGUGUCCAGGGAGGUGUGGACUGGAUGAGAAAGCUGGCUUUCCGCUACCGAAAAGUGAGAGAAAUCUAUGAUAAGCAUAAAAGCAACGUGGGUGGCCUGCUCAGUCCCCAGAGAAAGGAAGCACUGCAGAGACUAAGAGCAGAAAUUGAAGUUUUAACAGAUUCCUGGUUAGGAACUGCAUUAAAGUCCUUACUUCUCAUCCAGUCCAGAAAGAAUUGUGUGAAUGUUCUGAUCACUACAACUCAGCUGGUUCCAGCUCUGGCCAAGGUUCUCCUAUACGGGCUAGGAGAAAUAUUUCCUAUUGAAAACAUCUAUAGUGCUACCAAAAUUGGUAAGGAGAGCUGCUUUGAGAGAAUUGUGUCUAGGUUUGGAAAGAAAGUCACAUAUGUAGUGAUUGGAGAUGGACGAGAUGAAGAAAUUGCAGCCAAACAGCACAACAUGCCUUUCUGGAGAAUCACCAACCAUGGAGACCUGGUGUCCCUCCACCAGGCUUUGGAGCUUGAUUUUCUCUGAGAACUGGAAUGAAGACCCUUCCCCGUGAGCUCCUUUUCACUCCUGAAGGGAGCUAGAGACCGGAACCAUCUGGGAACUCUCUCUCUGUCUCUGUCUCCGUUUCUGUCUCUGUCUCUGUGUGUGUGUCUCUCUCUUUCUCCAUGGAAUGCUGGCGAGAACACAAUCAGAACCAACAGCUGCAAGGGACGAAGCUUAUUUUUGCUAAGAGUGAGCUGCAGCCCUGUGUUCAUCCUCAUACAGAGGCAGGAGACAGUUGGAUUGAGAGAACAAUAGACUCACCGCAGCUACAGUGCUUUUAAUUCUUCUGUUUUUUGUUUCGUUUUAUUUUGUUUCAAAAAAUGAAGAAAAGAAAAGGAAGUUCUUGGAGCAGAGUUGCACUCUUAGUUUGUGCCCAGUUUGAGAACUGCUCUGAACUUGAGGGAACAGGAUAGAUGUGGCAGACUUUUGCGAUACCAUCUCUUGCAGUCUUUGUAAUCUCCUUAGCUCUAGAACAUAUUCCCAGGGAAUGUAUAUGUUAUUUUUAUAGUUAAGGGUCUGGUCUCUGAAGCAGGUUUUCCCUCCUUUCUUUUUCUAGCAAGAAAGGGGUGUGUAAAGUUUCCUUGGAAAAUAGCAGUUGAAAUAUCUAAGAUACCUCUCUGUGACAGUAGCACCUCUAGCUGCCCCAGCGGUCUGCUCUCUAGGGUGGUUUCCUUCCCGUGCUUCCAUCUCCUAGUUUGCUGAACUCUGGGGCACUGGACACUGAUUAACUUUAGACUUUGGUAUUUCCCAUCCUAGAAGCCUUAGUCCCCUUUCCAAUCCCUGUCCCCCUUCAACCAAAUGGCACAGCCCUAGAAACUCCCUCUCUUAAGACGUAAAUUCUAAGCCUUCAGCUAGACUUUUAUUCAAAGACUGUGUCCCAGAGGGCUUACGUCCCAACUGGAGGGAAAGGACUAAGGCUUCUUAGGAAUUUCUGCUUCUUUGGCUCUUGAAACAAGAAGAUUCCACCUUUUCCUCCUGCAGAGAAGCACCCUCCCCCAGCAGAUGCUCACCCCUACAGCCUUCUCCUCCUUCUUAAUCAUCAGUACUAAACUCUUGCCCCUUUCCUGCCCUCUGUACCUCACAUCCGCCUCCAUGCAGCUCUGGCCAGUCGCUCGGCUUUGGACCCAAGAAGUUAAAUCAAAUCUAAGAACAGACUCGUAACUACAUUUGACUUCCUUUGAAGCCCUUAAGCCAAGAAAGGUAUUUUGGGCAUAUAUUUACCCAAAUCUCUUCCUGAAACUGAAGAACAGAUUGCUAUGAUCAAAACCUACUUUUCCCAUGGAACACCCUUCCUGCUUCUCAAAUCCCAUUCUAAAAUGGGAAACCAGAAGGCCAGAAAGACUUUCCUGAUCUAAAUGAGGGUGCUGGGACCCCACUCCAUGCCUGAAAAUUGAAUCCUGGGCUAAAUGCAGGAACGUCUCUCACCCUGACCUCUAGGAAGAUUGGUGGGUGCCAGGCAACUAACCCCAGCCUUACAGCCCAGCUGUGUUGUGGAUGCUCCAUCCCUCCAAGACAAACGUGGGCGUCUGCUCAGGCAGGAUUAACUUCCUAGAGAUGAGGAAGUUGAGCCUCUCCCCGGCUGCCUGGAGAAGUGAUCAUAUAAGCACCUCAGGUGUGCAGUCUGGGUCCUCAGUAGGAGGCAUCCCUUGACCAACCCCAGCUGUAAUUGCUCGCCCCCAGAGAUUCUGGGUAUCCAUUUCCAGAAAUGUUGUGGCACAAAGGGGCCAGGCUCCUUCCGACGCCAGACCACCCAAAUGGCAGCAGAGAAAAACUGAUAGACACAUUCCUCCCGAACUGAUGGGGAAAGUGCUCCAUUACUCACAAUUUUAGGGAAGCAGUUUUUGGGAAGGAGCUGAAGUCCGUGCUCAUUACUUAGCUGCCUCUCUGACCUUGCCGCCUCUGGCAGGUGGGGAAGAGAUGGGGCGUGCAGUUGGAGGCCAGCCUUCCAUUGUCUGUGUUCAGCAUAGUUGUCCACAUGCUGCUUUGCCUUGCUUGAUAAUUGAUCUUAGAAAGCUCUAUGAUGGGCCUUUCUUGCAGGCCCUAAGGUCUCCCCAUACUGCAGUAUAACUGUUGGUUCCCUGCACUGGACAUAGGCCACCUGGUUGGUGCUGUACUUCAGGCUUGUGAGGCUGUGGAGUGGUACCCCGUCACGCACACAGGGCCACACACGAACACUUCCCUCUCCCUGCCCUUUGGGAGAAGCUCUUUAUCCCUAUGAGUUGGACUCCUCUUUCAACGGCAUUUCCCUCACUCCCCCAAGCCGGCCCUGACUCCCCAGCUUGGGUCUUUGCAAAAGGAACUUGAAAUUGGUGAAGAGAGGUAAGGAAACUCUACCCAGCAGAGCCCUUCUGCUUUCUUCUGGUUGUUGCUGCCCUCAUUAUAGGACAGACAGAAAAUGAGAGCUUCUCGAUUCCUCUCUGCCAAAAUGAGUUAUCCAGGGAACACAGCGUUCUUCUACCCUGUGUUCCAGCACAAAGAUCUGGAAAGGAAAAUAAGUGGGUAGCACCAAGAGCUCUUGGAAGCUGAGGACAAAAGGAUACCGUGGGUCAUUUCUUCAAGGGGAAGCCCUCUUUACUAGAAAGUGUCCCCAUGAAAUUAGCCACAUGAUGAGUCUUUCCCCCAGCCGGGCACUGUGGGUUCUGUAAGAUGGGUCUGCACGUUUCAUGGUGAGGACUGUCUCUAGUGUGGGAUCUGGAGUUGUCACAUGUGUCCUGGGUUUAAGAGGUGGCUUGACUUCCGAAUGUAAAACUGACUGUGCCUUAGUAUCACCCUGUCCGGUGCCCCUCGGGCAGCUGGUGGUGUCCGGGAGAAUAGAUGCCUGUUCCAGACUUCGAUGCCUGUUUGGGCUCUUAUUUGGUUUGGGAUGUUCCUGUCUUCUGCUCUGCAGGUUGAGGGGCAAAGCCAGUGUCCCAGGAGACUUGUGCCACAGCUUGUUCGCAGUUUAUACAAACUCACUUUUCAAGCUCCAAGUAGAAUCUGAUUGGCAAACUCUAGCGGCAGCAUAUGGAGCAUCUAGAUGUUCACUACCUUGAAUGGGUGUCAGUGCCACUGAACCGAGGGGGAUGGGGAGAGGGGCAGGGCCACAUUCUUCCUCUUCCUGGGAGGACGGUGGUCUAAGCCAAGGGUGGUGAGCUGGGGCCUUCCUCUCCUCACUCCUGUACAAGAGGGACAGUUAGGGCCCUUCUUUAAGCAGGUUUCUACUUCUUACCACUAAAUUGGCUUCCUUUUUCAUCCAAAACUUGGAAGUCCCCAGAUGUUCACACUUAAAAGAAGCCAAAUCUGAAUUCUGGGAUUCUAAAAUAUCUUUAACUAUGAGAGAAAAUGUAGUUCUGUCCCAUCCCCAAUUUGCAGGCCCUCUGUUCCUUCCUCUCCUCUGACUUAGCUCCAGCAAGCAAGGCUCCAUGGCUAGUCCCUAAUGCACUGACGGGAGCCAUCUCAUUAAGGACAACUUCUACUCAAAACAUGACCCUCUGGACUUCAGAUGCCUCAUUUAGCAGGAAAAGGCAUUGAGUGGAUCGGAUAUAUUUAUGUGACUGCGGGCAUUCGUGGCUGUGUAGAGUCCUUGACCAUAAUGUUAUAUGUAAUGGGAACUAUCUUAUAAACUUGAAAAAAUAAAGUUUUUAUUUUCUAUACA